AUGGAUGACACGACAACCGCACGUUUGCAAGGCUACGUGGUUGACAGCAAUGAAGUUCUGGAGUUCAAGCUAGUUCGAGACGAACGAGAUCUCGAGGAUGCGGAGACUUCAUUUGCUCCUGAGAUGUCCCACCAGGUCUUCGGAGACAGUGAGACCAUCUUCGGAUACAAGGAUUUAAAAAUAAAGCUGUACUAUUCUGCUGGGUCUCUAGAAACUUACCUGGGUAUGAGUUAUUCUGAAAAAUUGCCAAAAGGAAUGUUUGAGGGAGUUGAAGCUGAUGACGUUCUGCCUAAGAUAAAAGACAAGUUGGUUUCUCAGAGUAACUUUCAGUAUUAUGUGAUUGAAAUAUUUUAUUAUUUAGAUGAACAAGAAAAAACUCGUAACUUUGAAGUUUACAAAGCGGAUAUGACUUGCAAGGGAUUCAAGGAAUAUCAUCAACGAUUGCAGACAUUUUUACUCUGGUAUAUUGACGCAGCGAGUUUUAUCGACAUCGAUGACGACCAGUGGCAUUAUUUCAAUAUGUUUGAAAAAUUUACAUCUACUUCUGGGUCUGUACGUUACUCAACUGUUGGUUUCGCUACUGUUUAUCAGUAUUACGCUUAUCCUAAUCACACAAGACCGCGUAUUGCUCAAAUUCUUGUCUUACCGCCUUUCCAAGGUUUGGGAUUAGGCGCUAAUUUACUGAGAGCUAUGUACCGGCAAUACAUCGGCGAUAAUCAAGUCAAAGACAUUACUGUGGAAGAUCCUUCUCCUGAUUUUCAACGAGUAAGAGACUACGUCGACGCACUGAAUUGCGCAACUCUCCCGGCUUUCGGACGGGAAUUCCUUCAAAGUAAAUUCAACAAAGCUAUGGCUCUGGAGGCGAGGGAAAAGUUUAAAAUUAACAAGCGACAAGCUAGGAGAAUUUACGAAAUCUUGAGGCUAAAAGUCACAGACCUCUCUAACGAGAAAGAGUACCGUGAUUACAGGCUUGAAGUAAAGAAACGUCUGAAUGUUCCUUACAAACGCGAGCGCAGAGAUCUUAAAAAAUUGGAGUCUGUUGUCAAGAGUCUGGAUAAGAAGGAAACUAACAACGUGAUCCUUUUGCCCAAUGAACAGCGCAUUCAAGCACUCGAAAAGGAGUACCGAGCGCUUGAAGAAGAGUACAAGAAAGUUAUAAAACACAAUUUAGAUGCAUGGAAAAAACUGCCAGCUUUUUGCGUAGGACCUUCUACAGAAGCCUGUGCUAAAGAGUGUCUUGAAUUAAAUUUAUGUGAAGGAUCUCACAGCGGGAAUGCUCGCGAGCUCGCUGAGUAUAUUGUAAAUAAAUUUAAAAAAAAUAUCAAACCUUUGCUGUAUCCUUGCAGCGAAAUAUCAAGAGAUACAAUUUUAAAAGUUUUAACUGCCAAUGACAUUAAAUUCGAGAAAUUAAAUGUGUAUAAAACUUUACCAGCAGAUUCGUUAGGAAAAGAUUUAUCAAAGAUUGUUUCAAAUAGGCCUCAAAUUUUUGUAUUUUUUAGCCCGUCUGUGGUAGAAUUUUUGGUAAAUGCUGCAAAAGAAAAAUCUUUGUCACUAGAUAAAAUAAAAUCUGUAGCGAUUGGACCUGUAACAGCAGAAGCGCUAGUCAAAGCUGAACUAUCCGUCACUGGUACCGCUGCUAAACCAAAUCCUCAUGUCAUUAACUAG
This is a messenger RNA of Cotesia congregata, 1665 nucleotides long. Lineage: Eukaryota; Metazoa; Arthropoda; Insecta; Hymenoptera; Braconidae. The record is from the annotation of a GenBank genome assembly.